This is a messenger RNA of Hyaena hyaena (striped hyena), 2088 nucleotides long. RefSeq names its product NADH:ubiquinone oxidoreductase complex assembly factor 1 (gene NDUFAF1). NCBI's taxonomy places the organism in Eukaryota, Metazoa, Chordata, Mammalia, Carnivora, Hyaenidae. Bases 372 to 1358 code for a protein of 328 amino acids. Gene Ontology annotation, biological process: mitochondrial electron transport, NADH to ubiquinone; mitochondrial respiratory chain complex I assembly. The record is from RefSeq and is a predicted model, not a curated record. The transcript is spliced from 6 exons. Gene Ontology annotation, cellular component: mitochondrion.
AAGUCACUCGCGCGCCCCGGCAGAGAGGCGAGCGGGCACGGGUGGAGGGCUGUUGGCGCGUCCGGGACGUGGGAGGGCAACACAGCCCUAGGAGGUGAGGCCUGACGGCGCUGCCUCGCCACGGCAUGGUCCCGACCGCUCCACCGAAAUCAGACCCGGAGUUAAAGCAGGAGCUCUAGGGAGCCUUGUGUGUCUUAAAUGAGAUAAUACAUGUCAAGUGGUUUGAAAACCUUACUGGAUCAGAGAACGCUGUUGUAGCUGUCAUUCCAUCUGGUCUUCAGAAGAAUACCCUAUGGUGGAAUUGAGCUAUUUGCUGAAACUUCUUUCCUUCGUAGUCUAGGGAGAAACUUACAUUUGGAUUUUACUUUACCAUGGCUUUGGUUCACAAGUUUCUGAGUGGCACUUAUAUUUUCAGAAAGUGCCUGAAGCCAACUGUUGCCUCAUGUCCAAUUUUGGGUACUCGCUUUGCAGACUAUUGUUCUAGUAGUCUUCAGAAACCUGUGGCUGCUCCUGGCAAAAACUCCUCUCAAAGGAAUACUGAAGGGGAUUUGCAAGGACAUCACCAGAGAGAAGUUGCUUUGGAUAUAACUUCUCCAGGGGAGAAGCCUGAAUUUAGUUUUGAUAAAGCAAUUAAAGAUGAAAUAAAGGACCAUUGUAGGCGUUUAAAGGAUGAUAUUGUGAAUUAUUGGAGAGGCCCUGAAGGCCGCCCUCUGCAUGAGGUCUUGAUGGAACAAGCCAAGGUCGUCUGGCAAUUCCGUGGAAAAGAAGACUUAGAUAAGUGGAUAGUGACUUCUGAUAAGACGAUAGGAGGCAGAAGUGAAGUGUUCCUGAAGAUGGGCAAGAAUAAUCAGAGUGCACUGCUGUAUGGAACUCUGAGCUCUGAAGCGCCUAAGGAUGGGGAAAGUGGUCGCAGUGGGUACUGUGCAAUGAUAUCCAGGAUUCCAAGGGGCCCUUUCGAGAGGAAGAGGUCUUAUGAUUGGUCCCAGUUCAACACUCUAUAUCUCCGUGUACGUGGAGAUGGUCGGCCUUGGAUGGUGAAUAUCAGAGAGGACACGGAUUUAAUCCAGAGGAAGAAUCAGAUGUACAGUUACUUCAUGUUCACUCGUGGGGGGCCCUACUGGCAGGAGGUCAAGAUUCCUUUCUCCAAAUUUUUCUUCUCUAAUCAAGGAAGAAUCCGGGAUGCCCAGUACCAGCUUCUGCUUGACAAGAUCUCUUCUGUUGGAUUCACCCUGGCUGAUAAAGUAGAUGGUCCAUUCUUCCUGGAAAUCGAUUUUAUUGGAGUUUUUACUGAUCCAGCCCACACAGAAGAAUUCGCCUAUGAAAAUUCUCCAGAGCUUAACCCAAGACUUUUUAAGUAGUAGAAAUGAUAUGGUAAUUUUGUACUACCAAACGAAGUAUUAUCCAUGAUGACAUAGACAAAAUAAUUUUUCUUUAGCGGCUUCCCACUAAUGGCUGGUAUGUGUUCCCUGAGACAAAGCUAAAUCCUGUGGCCAAGAAAAGCCCGAUAGAGGGAGACAGAGCAUGCAAUCAGGUUCUAAGCUAUACUUCAGCUUAAAGAAUACAAGUCCUGAUGUAAAGAACUUAACUGUUUUGGGUUAGAAUGAUUCCUGUUAGGAACUAUUCCUGCACAAGUUGUUAUAGCUUUCUUGUGUUUUCUAACCCUUCACUUGAGGAAAGGAGACUGCUAAAGAUUGCUAUACGCUUCACUGAUUUUUAGUAUAUUCACAGAAUUGUCAAUCCAUAGUAUAAGUUAAUUUUAGAAAAUUCUAUGGAGCCUAAAAAGAAACCUUAAUUGAGUGCUCUAGCCAGGCACUCCAUCUCCCAUAUCAGGUAUCUACAGAUCUACUUUCUCCAUAGGUUUAUCUUCUCUGGAUAUAUCCUACAAGUAGAAUCCGAUAGUAAUGUGAACUUUCAUGUCUGGCAGCUUUUCACUUAGCAUAAUGUCUUUGAGAUUCACCCAUGUUGUAUCAUGUUAUGAUGUACUAAAAAGGAAUGAAGUACUAAUAACUUUUAAUCUGUUCAUUAACGGACAGCUAGAUUUUCUCUUUUUGGCUACAAUGAAAAAUACUGCUGUAAAUGGUAUUUACA